AUGUCGUUCUCGUCCUCGUCUUCAUCUUCGAGGCACUCGUCAAGAUCCUCGAGGUGCAGCUGCGACAGUUGCGCAGAGUACAGAUACGAAAGAACGUGCCAUGUCGAUGGCUGCUCCAGGAAACAUGCUUUCAUCCGCAACGAUCCCCUGAGACCGGAUAUCAGAAUUUACUCUGAUUUCUGCGUUGAUCAUACGUGCAAAUUCUGCGUGCUCGGUCUAGAAAUGUGCAACCGUCCCAAGGACCCUCAGCAUCGUUUUUGCAGUGAACACCGGAGAUGCGGAGUGGUGGGCUGUGUUCGGACCGGAGAUUGCCCCUCGAAUGUGCCACUCCCGUGGAUGUGUCCGGACCACAAAUGCUUCGUCGAGGACUGUUACAAGACUAGAGACAAGCUGUAUGGCUACUGCGCCGACCAUCGAUGCCGAGUCGGAAGCUGCUUCGAGAGGAGGAUAUCCAACUCCGAGUUCUGCGCCGACCACCACUCGCGAAUUUGCCGAGAGCUGAAUUGUCGAGAGGUGAUAUACGCAGACCAUCGGUGCUUCAAUCAUCAACGGUGCAUCGUCAAGAACUGCAAAUUCCACCGCUUCAGACGUCCAGAUGGCGGUCUUUGGGACUUUUGCGAACACCACUAUGGUGAAUUCCGCUGCACGUACAAAGACUGCGACAAACUGACGAUACCUGGCACUCGCUGCUGCGCCAUCCAUAAGUGCACAUUCGAGGGGUGUGUCAAUUUCCGAGACAACGAGCUUGACAAGGAGAGAGUGUUCUGUCGAGACCACGGAUGCGGCGCAUCGAGAUGUUACGCUGUCGCUGUUGCUAUCGAUGGGGGUGGCUUCCGUCCCUUUUGCCGGAGACACACUUGCACGAUAGCUGGCUGCAACGAGGUAUCUGAGUUCGGUGUCCACUGUCACAAACAUCGAUGCCACUGGAAGAGCUGCGAAAAGCCGUGCUUGAAGGGAGGAGAGUACUGUGGUGAUCACGAGUGCAAGAGACCUGGCUGUCGCAAGAUUGCCAGACUGCAGUUCGGCUACUGUGCAGAUCAUUGCUGCAAGAUCGAUGGCUGUAUCAACUACUGCGACGUUACUGCCGACAGGAUAUGCUACGAGCACUCAAGAGGCGAUCUCUUCGACCGCAUCAAACACCUCGAAAAGAGGUUGAGAGAACGGCAACACGAGCAUAUUCACGAGCAUCACGAUCACCACCAUCCACAUUUCGAUGAUAUGCAACUUCGUUACGACAAGCUGAUCAGAGAUUACGAUGAAUGCCUCAUUAGGCUAAACGAAAGCAGAGAAGAGAUUCGCAUUCUGCGGACCACUUUCAUUUCACCAGACGACAACCGCAUCUGGCGAAAGGAACUCGAAGAUCGCAACGCUCGCCUAUUGCUAGAUCUGGACAGAGAAGUCAAGAGAAGCGAGCAUUGGGAGCGCAAAGCGAUCGAGUUCGGCCGUAGAAUCGAUGAUCUCGAGGUUUUGUUGGCAGAGGAGCGACUCCGACAUCCAAAGUCGGAUGAAUACGUUAGACAAAUCGCAGAUCUCGUACGCAAAGUCGAGAUUCUCGAGGAUGAGUUGCGCAUCGAGCGCAACAAUCAUCACAUUCACGAAGGACGACAACGCGAGAUUGAGAAGCUCGUCCGUACCAUCGAGGAGCUCGAACGAAAGCUUAAGGGCGAUCACAUCAAGGUGGAUGAGCUUAUCAAGAAGGUUGAUCUCCUGCAAUCGAUACUCGCCGGCGAGAGAGAGCAAAAGGAUAUUCUUCUUGCUGAGCUCGCCAAGCGGGACGAGUAUGAGAGAUUGAGACGAGAGGAGCGCCGUCGACCUAGAAGAGGAAGCUGGGAGAGAAGAUCUCGCGACUCACGGCCUUGGGGAAGUGUCUUCUGA
Molecule: messenger RNA, 1875 nt
Organism: Colletotrichum tamarilloi
Lineage: Eukaryota; Fungi; Ascomycota; Sordariomycetes; Glomerellales; Glomerellaceae
Exons: 5
Coding region: 1-1875 (624 amino acids)
Source: RefSeq, a predicted model, not a curated record